Rhodamnia argentea is the source of this 1428-nucleotide messenger RNA. RefSeq lists its product as uncharacterized. The record is from RefSeq and is a predicted model, not a curated record. NCBI's taxonomy places the organism in Eukaryota, Viridiplantae, Streptophyta, Magnoliopsida, Myrtales, Myrtaceae. Bases 1 to 1428 code for a protein of 475 amino acids. The transcript is spliced from 5 exons.
AUGAUCUCUAGUGCUGGUAUAGCUAGGAAAGUUCCAGCGGAUGCGCUUAGUAUGGGGAGCAACCUGGUGAACAUAUCUCCAUCGGUUGCGAUCAGAUAUCGGACUCUUGAAAAAGUGUGGUCAAGUAAUAUUGCUGAUUAUUCUAUUUUUAGAAUGUUUGGUUGCUCGUGUUAUUAUCAAGUAAGUGAUGGUAAGCUCAAUGUGAGGGAAAUGUGCAUAUUCUAUGGCCAUGCACGAGAGAUUGAGGACUCAAAAGGAGAUGCUGAAGAGGGGAAGGGAUAUGCUGCUGGCAAAAAAAUUAGUUGCGAUGUAAGCAACGACAUCAUACGAAAUCGCGAGAAGGCAAGAAAGUCACACAUCCUUGUGGUGAGGAACUUUGGCAGCAUUCAGCUACUUCCGUUUAAGAUUAUCUUCCCAUAUAAAUUUCUUGCUUUCGAUAGAGACUGCGGCAUUGAGUCAUCAAACUACAGCGGGAACUUCGGCUCUAUGCGCAAGUUGAUGUAUAAGAAGAGAAGAUCCAAGAGAAGACUCGACCACGUUAAAAAAAAAAAAACAUACUUCUCUGCUUCAGAUUUUGACAUGCUCGCGGGAUGGCACGGCAAAGAAUCCUCCAUGGACACCCAAGGCAGCUCGUUUUUGAGACCAUUGCCACCAUUGACAGAGGUUCACGUAGACACGACUUCAGGAGGCAGGACAACUGAUAAAGCUUCCCAAGACGGUUGCGGACCAAGCAAAGUCAUGACAACGGCGGAGAUCAAUGAAAAGUAUCGACCAUUAUUUGAAGCCGCCAUGAAAGGCGAUUGGAAAGCUACCGAGAAAAUCCUCAACGAAGAUCGCGAAGCAAUGACGGCCAAAGUUAUGACCAUAGGAAAAACAUCCACUACUUUGCUCGACGUAGCGGCUAUGGCCGGACAAGAUCGAUUGGUCGAGAACCUGGUCAAGCGCUUCCCUCCUAAGUAUAAUGUUGCAAUCCUCACGAGUGCCCUCUACCAUGCUGCCCGAAGAGGAGGAAUAAGAAUGGUCGAGGCAUUAGUAGAUAGAGUUGAUGCUAAAUCUGAAAGCGCACGGCAUGCCCUGUCGAUGGCUGCUUCAUAUGCUCCUGUGCAAAGAGAGGUUAUCUGGUACCUCGCCAGGCGUACAACAUCUGCCCCAGAUUAUGGAACCAUGUCCUGCCUUAUCACGGCCGGCCAUUUGGACAUAGGCUUGUAUUUAGCUCGUCGGUACCCAGGCUUAGCGACAUCCGAGGAUACUGAAAACAGUAGCCUGUUGGGAGAGUUGGCGAAGAUGAAAUCUUGCUUCCGUAGCGGAGCUAGACUCCAUUUUUGGGAAAAAUCUAUCUACAGAUGUAGGUUCUUCUCGCGCUUUUUUGUUAGAUAUGUACAAUUUGAGCAACUCUAUCCACAUGCUCUUGUCUGUUCCAAUUUUUAG